AUGUCGUGGCUACAGAAAUUACGCACUUUUUCCAAUGGGCUCCGCUCCGAGAGCCCAGUACCCUCGAUCGACCGAUCCAAUCCCCAAAAGAACAGGCGGAGGCUCAAGAUUUUGACAUCUGCCGAUUCUGGGAAGCUGAGAGUUGCUGUGGUGGAUGAGGAGUUUCUACGAAGCAUGACUUCUGCGUGCUUUGAUACGAAACUUUGUCCACAAUGCGAAGCUCUCAAAUUGGACGAGCGCAUUGCAGAAGCCUUGCGAUCGCCGAAAGAUCUUUCCAUAUGGUCACAGUUCAGCACCCUCUUACCCACCAUGGAUGAAUCGUGUGCUUUCUGCCAGUUCUACAGACAGAUAUCCAGUGGCUCAAGCGCAGCACCCAAUGUCAGAUGUUUUGAGGUCCAGUCUGUCAGAGAACAUCAUUUGUUGGUAAUGAAGAGUUGGGAUUUGUUCAUCACGAAGCACGCCAAAACAUCUGGGUUCAGCGAUGUGCAAGUGUUGCGAGGAGAAAACAGUCUUGGGCUGAGAUGUCCUGAAGCCUGGCCAAUCAGCUCUGUUGGAGUCGAUUAUGAGGAGUUGCGCAGGAAGCUGGCUUUCUGUGAUGGUCGGGGAGCGAAGUAUAUCCUGAAGGAUACACCACCUCCAGCACAUCCCAUCUUCGUCAUCAAUUGCCACACUCGGAAAGUGGAGCCUCUGGUACCUGGGACAAAGUACGUGUGUCUCAGUUAUGUGUGGGGCCCGCCGAAAGGCGAGAAUCCCGACUUUGGAGAUCUCCCGGACCCCACGGAAAGGACUGUCGAAGACGCAAUUACAGUCACAUCAAAACUACAUUACCAAUACCUUUGGGUGGACAAGUAUUGCAUUGACCAGAAGGACGAGAACAUGAAAAUGGCCCAGAUCAACCAGAUGGACUGCAUAUAUGCACAGGCGGACCUGACAAUUAUUGCAGCGGCUGGCGACCAUGCCGAUUACGGUCUUCCCGGCGUCAGCACACAGCCCCGCUCACCUCGUCGGAGCUUCAAAAUCGGCGAUUACGUCCUGAUGUCCUGCUGGGAGGAGUCGAGCUUGGCACACGGCCUGCGGCAAUCGAAAUGGAUGGAGCGUGGUUGGACGUAUCAGGAGGCGCUCCUUUCUCAGAGACGACUCUUUUUCACCGAUUACUGCUACCUCCAUGAUUGCGGCAAAUGCUACAUCGAGGGCGACGAGUCGAAGAGAUUCGAAUCUUGGGUCAACUCGCCGACGCUCGUCAAUCACGGACGAAUGAAGUCCCAGAGCAAGUGGAUGGGAUACAACAUAUCCACCACGCUGCCAGAUGCUUGUGCACGGAUUGAAGAGUACUCCAAAAGAAACUUAUCGUACCAGUCGGACAGUCUCAACGCUAUAACCGGAGUCCUUCAGACACUCGAGCUUUCCGAUCCGCCGAUCCACCAUUACUAUGGAGUCCCAAUGCUUCAGCCAUCCGAGCGCGAGGCCGAGCCAUCCACUAGCAACAUGGACGGAUUCGUGCAAUCAUUGCGAUGGAGUCUCAACGCAUCCGCGGACAAGAAGAGAAGGCCUGAUUUCCCGAGCUGGUCAUGGGUCGGUUGGCAGAGUCCUUGCUCCUACCUACAACAAAACCUGUCAGUGCUUGCACCGAGCACCGUCAAGGUCGAGAUCGAACAAAGCUCCGGUGCCCGGAUCGACUGGUCAGGGUUCGCAGAGAAGGGAUACUUGAAGCAGGACCAACCGAGCCAGUCACACUGCAUAUGGAUUGAGGCUUGGACCUUUCCGGUGGAGACGCUGGACACGCCGCCGUCUUUCCAUGAGAACGUGCAACGUGCAUGGCUCGUCCGCAACCAUGAUUUUGAGACUUCCCGGUUCAAGGGUCUUAUUGAAAUUUUUUACAGGAACUCGACGGAGGAUAUGAAGAGGUUGAAGGCAAAGUGUGAAGCUAGAAAGGUUGUCGCCGUCGUGCUUGGAGACAUCAGCAAAGAGCUGCCAAUGCGUUCCAUCAUUAUCGUCGAGGAGCUCGACGGUGUUUACCAGCGUGUUGGGAAUUUUGACGACAAUGAUUUCUCUUUGCUUUUCGAUAUUGGGCCAAGUUUCUGGGAGAGGGACAUUGUCAAGUUGAGCAGGCGAUGGAUCAGACUUUCGUAG
Messenger RNA from Diplodia corticola, 2130 nucleotides. RefSeq lists its product as uncharacterized. NCBI's taxonomy places the organism in Eukaryota, Fungi, Ascomycota, Dothideomycetes, Botryosphaeriales, Botryosphaeriaceae. The transcript has a single exon. The coding region runs from base 1 to 2130 and encodes 709 amino acids. The record is from RefSeq and is a predicted model, not a curated record.